GGCAAACCACGAAGCAAAGCAGCGACAGAUUAACUGCCAACAUGCAGAUCUUCGUCAAGAACCUGAGUGGGAACACUCUCACUCUGAACGCAGAGCCCACCGACACUAUCUCCGCCAUUAAGACCCAGGUUUUCGAGAGAGAGUCCCUUUCCGUCGAUGAACAGCGAUAUGUCUUCGGUGGAAAGCACAUCCGGGACGAAUUUCCACUGAGCGAAUAUGGCAUCCAGAAGGAGUCCACCCUUCACCUUGUCCUCGACCUCCCCGGUGGUAUCAUCGAGCCCUCUUUGAAGGCACUUGCCUCCAAGUUCAACUGCGAAAAGAUGGUCUGCCGAAAGUGCUAUGCCCGUCUCCCUCCACGUGCCACUAACUGCAGAAAGAAGAAGUGCGGACACACAAACCAACUCCGACCAAAGAAGAAGCUGAAGUAAACUGGUGCUUUUAUAUUACGUGGUUCCGCCAGGGUUGUGGUAUGGUGUUUUACUUGGGUGAACAUGACAUAAUGACGUCUUUCAAAGGAAGAAAAGACCGUAUGUUAUUUAUUUACAUUUCCAAUUAAAAAAGGUCUUCCUAGUUGGCAAUACCCAGAGAGCUAUUUAGCAU
This is a messenger RNA of Microsporum canis CBS 113480, 600 nucleotides long. Its product is annotated as ribosomal protein L40. Gene Ontology annotation, biological process: protein ubiquitination; translation; modification-dependent protein catabolic process. Bases 42 to 428 code for a protein of 128 amino acids. The record is from RefSeq and is a predicted model, not a curated record. Gene Ontology annotation, cellular component: nucleus; ribosome; cytoplasm. The transcript has 5 exons. Gene Ontology annotation, molecular function: protein tag activity; ubiquitin protein ligase binding; structural constituent of ribosome. NCBI's taxonomy places the organism in Eukaryota, Fungi, Ascomycota, Eurotiomycetes, Onygenales, Arthrodermataceae.